AUGGCGGCGGAGGCGGGGCUAGAUUUUGUCUGCAAAUACUGCGACAAGAAGUUCAGAAAUAAGUAUGCUUUGGGAGGGCACCAGAACGCGCACAGGUUUGAGAGAGCUAUGGAUUGGACUCUUAAGAGGAAAAGACGUGGCGGUUUCAUGGAUUAUUAUCCAUUUUCUCCUUUCGCCGGCGCCGGCGCCGGCGGGUACUGGAAUCAGGCGGCGUCAAUGCCGCUGUAUUUCCGGCCUGGCUACCGAAUUCCCUCGCCGGAGAUUCUAGUCAGGCCACUGCCGGUGGAAUAUCGUCCCCCUAGUGCUCAGGUUUUGCCGCCGGCGAUGAAUAUCGACGGCGGCGACACCUUUCCGGUGGGGAGUGGAUCCACCAAUUCUGCUGUUACCCCGAUGUUUGGUUCCAUUGCUAUUAACUCCAAUCCAAGGAAUGCUCCAGAAAUGAUGGAGGAUGGAGAACUGGACUUGAAUCUUAAGCUAUGA
Messenger RNA from Ipomoea triloba (trilobed morning glory), 480 nucleotides. RefSeq names its product zinc finger protein KNUCKLES-like. The record is from RefSeq and is a predicted model, not a curated record. Gene Ontology annotation, molecular function: DNA-binding transcription factor activity. Bases 1 to 480 code for a protein of 159 amino acids. NCBI's taxonomy places the organism in Eukaryota, Viridiplantae, Streptophyta, Magnoliopsida, Solanales, Convolvulaceae. The transcript has a single exon.